Molecule: messenger RNA, 474 nt
Organism: Cladocopium goreaui
Lineage: Eukaryota; Dinophyceae; Suessiales; Symbiodiniaceae
Source: the annotation of a GenBank genome assembly
AUGGUGUAUCCCAAGGAUGAGGGAUACAUCAUUUGCAGACAACGGAGAUGGUUUUUCGAGGUGGUGAUUUUCGUGAAGUCGGUGCAACGUGCAGUGGCUCUGGACAAGUUGCUGGUGGAGUGCAAUUUUCCCUCCAUCGCGAUCCACUCCGGGCUCCAGCAGGAGGACCGAAUCGCAAGGUAUAAGCAAUUCAAGGAGUUCCAGAAGAGAAUCAUGGUCUCCACCGAUCUCUUUGGCCGGGGCAUCGAUAUCGAGAGGGUCAACAUUGUGAUCAACUACGAUAUGCCCGAUGAGAGCGACUCGUACCUGCACCGUGUGGGCCGAGCGGGACGCUUUGGAACCAAGGGCCUCGCAAUCACCUUCGUGGCCACGGACGAAGAUCAAGAGGUCUUGACGAAGGUGCAGGAACGCUUUGAGGUGACCAUUGGCGAGAUGCCUGCGUCCAUCGACACAACCUCCUACCUGAACGCCUGA